UGCAUAUGCUAUGGCUGCUCAACAAGCAGCAGGUAUCGUAUAUCGAGCAAAGCUUUGGAUGACACUUGCUAAAAUCAAGUUCGAUAACAGUCUUCAGUUGCCAAUUUGGUUUUGUUUACUUUUGCAAGCUUGAACCUGGUAUCAUAACGUUCGCCUAAUAAAAUAAUACAUAAAUUAACUAAAUUGUGUAACGCUGAAAAGGCGCAACGACAAGCAGGGUGUGGCAGAGCGUAGACGAGCGAAGGCUUUGAAGAUUGUUAAUAAGUUGUUGGCGGCAAGGCAAGAGCAAGGACAAUAAGGAGGUGUGAAAGAACUCAGGCACGGGUAUCCCCCAGUAAUAAAAAGUUUUGUAAAUUUUACAACGGCAAAAACUAUUAUUGCCAUGCACUGCAGUUAAUAAACAACAACAACAACAACAACGAUAACGAUAACAACACCGUGGUGCCCUUAGACAAUCAAUUUGUACAACGAUAUAUUUUAAUUGCAAACAUAAAUAUCUGCACUGCCGCUUUAACAACAAUUAAAUACUGCCUGCCUGUUUAUAAAAAGGAUUUUACUAUUAUUAUUAUUAUUAGUCUCUAAACGGAAGUACUGACAAUAAAAAUGGGACGUAAAAUCACCGUGGCCGUGACCACGCUCAAUCAAUGGGCGCUGGACUUUGAGGGCAAUAUGGCUCGCAUCCUGCAGUCAAUACUGGAGGCCAAGGAUAUGGGCGCCAGCUAUCGCACAGGACCAGAGCUGGAAAUCUGCGGCUAUAGCUGCGAGGAUCAUUUUCGUGAGCCCGAUACCUUUUUGCAUUCAUGGGAGACGCUGCUGGAGAUUAUGAUGUCGCCCAUAUGCGAGAACAUCCUGGUGGACGUGGGCAUGCCGGUGAUGCAUCAGAACGUGAGCUACAAUUGCCGCGUGGCGUUCUACAACCGGCAGCUGCUGCUGAUUAGGCCCAAGAUGGCGCUCUGCGAUGAUGGCAACUAUAGGGAGACGCGCUGGUUUACCGCAUGGACGAAGGCGCUGCAGACGGAGGAGUUCCAGCUGCCGCGCAUGAUUAGCGAGCACACGGGCCAGCUGACUGUGCCAUUUGGCGAUGCAGUGAUUGCCACGCGGGACACUUGCAUUGGCUACGAGAUCUGCGAGGAGCUGUGGAAUGUGCGCAGCAAGCACAUCGAGAUGUCGCUGGCGGGCGUUGAGCUGAUUGUGAACGGAUCGGGCAGCUAUAUGGAGCUGCGCAAGGCGCACAUUACCACCGAUUUGAUACGCAAUGCGAGCUUCAAGGCUGGCGGCGCCUACUUGUUCAGCAAUCUGCGCGGCUGCGAUGGACAGCGUGUCUACUUCAAUGGCUGCUCGGCCAUAGCGCUGAAUGGUGAUCUGCUGGCGCGUGGACAGCAGUUUGCGCUGCAGGAUGUGGAGGUGACGCUGGCCACCAUCGAUCUGGAGGAGAUACGCGCGUAUCGCGUUAGCUUGCGCUCGCGCUGCUCCACGGCGGCGGGUGCGGCGGCUUAUCCGCGCAUACGCUGCGACUUUGAAAUGUCCACGCAUAGCGAUAUAUUCAAGACAUCGACGCCGCCGCUGCAGUUUGCCUAUCAUACGCCCGAGGAGGAGAUUGCCUUGGGGCCCGCCUGCUGGCUCUGGGACUAUUUGCGUCGCUCUGGCCAGGGCGGCUUCUUUCUGCCGCUGAGCGGCGGCGUCGACUCCAGCAGCUCUGCCACCAUAGUGCACUCCAUGUGCCGCCUCAUUGUGCAUGCCGUGCAGCAUGGCGAUGCCCAGGUGCUCUACGAUAUACGCAAAAUAUUGGCGGACAGCGACUACACGCCGGACAAUGCCGCCGCCCUGUGCAAUCGACUGCUCGUCACCUGCUUCAUGGGCAGCGUCAAUAGCAGCAAGGAGACGCGUCGUCGUGCCGCCCAGCUGGCCAAUCAGCUGGGCAGCUAUCACAUUGAGAUCAGCAUCGAUCUGGCCGUCAAUGCGCUGCUCAGCAUCUUCAAUGCCGUCACCGGCCUGACUCCAGUUUUUCGCAAACAGGGCGGCUGUGCUCGUCAGAAUCUGGCGCUGCAGAAUAUCCAAUCACGCAUACGCAUGGUCCUGGCCUAUAUCUUUGCCCAGCUGAUGCUUUGGGUGCGCAAUCGUCCCGGUGGCCUGCUCGUCCUCGGCUCGGCCAAUGUCGAUGAAUCGCUGCGUGGCUAUCUGACCAAAUAUGAUUGCUCAUCGGCGGACAUCAAUCCCAUUGGCGGCAUAAGCAAGACUGAUCUGCGUCGCUUUCUCACCUAUGCCAAGGAUAAAUAUAAUCUGCCCGUGCUGGGAUCUAUCAUAGAGGCGCCACCCACAGCUGAGCUGGAGCCGCUGCAGGAGAAUGGCGAGCUGAUGCAAACGGACGAGCAGGAUAUGGGCAUGAGCUAUGCCGAGCUGAGCGAAUAUGGACGACUCCGCAAGCAGGCAUUCUGUGGUCCAUAUAGCAUGUUCUGCAAGCUGGUGGCCACCUGGAAGGGUGACCUCAGUCCCAAGGAGGUGGCCGACAAGGUGAAACACUUCUUUCGCUGCUACGCCAUCAAUCGCCAUAAGAUGACUGUGCUGACGCCAUCGGUGCAUGCCGAGAGCUAUAGUCCGGAUGAUAAUCGCUUCGAUCAUCGUCCGUUCUUGUAUCGCGCCAACUGGAGCUGGCAGUUCAAGGCCAUUGACGAUGAGGUGGACAAACUGCAGCCCAUCUAUACGCCCUCUUCCACGCAGCUGCGUCCCAGCAGCGAUGACCUCUUGCUCUCGCAUGAUACCAGCACACAGCGCUCCUCGCAUUUGGACGACUCCAAGCACUCGUCGCCACUGUCAUCUGCUUCGCUAGAUGUGGGCGUCUCCACCGCAGCACUGCCACGCAUGGAUACACCGCCGCCACUAGGCAAAAAGCCCAGCGGCUACUCCAAGGUGCAUGUCAAUGUGCUGGGCAAGAUCAAGGAUCGCACUGGCAUACCCGUUUAGACCAUGUGCGCGACCAUGUCUCUGCUUCUACUAGUGUCUUAAAACUGUUGAAAUAUUGUCUUUUUUUUUAACUCAAAUCCUUAUAUACCUUAUAUAUACAACGAUAUCUUACGUGUAUAUAGUCUUAAGCAAUCUACGAAAAUUGCAGAUUGUGUAAGUUUUUACAACUGUUGUUUGUUUUCUUGUGCUAAGUUUAUCAAAAUUGUUUUUAUUCAAAAUACACACAAAUUAUUCUAUACAUACAAAAUCAGCAUCAAAUUGUUGAAUACAAUUAUCAUAAGCAUUAAUAUUCUAACGCACAGUUACACUUCUUACACUAUCUAAUAUUUAAGAAUGUGUUUUAAAUUUACUUUAACUGCAGGUUAGUUAGUCACAUCGUUUUAUAAAUUUCCAUUUAUUUGCAUACAAGAUAUAAAAAUAAAAAUGGAAUUGAUUAGGCAGCGAAUUAGCAAACAUUAAAUUUGUAGAAACUUCAAAAAUUAAUGCAAAUGAAAUAAAAAUUAAUACACGCAAAUAAUGCCCAGCUAGUAAGCAAAUUCUGUAGUGUGCGCUUGUAGCAUAAACAAACACCGAUUAGUUAAACUAAUCUCCAUAGUUGCUUAGCCCAAAUGAAAUUUUUAUGUGACUCGAUAAAAUUGAAAUUAGCCACUUGGCAAACAAUAACCUCGCUGAUAACAAUGUAGCACAAAUAAAAGGCCUUAGCUAAACUGGUUUAACUAAUUCAUACAUAAUUAUUACAUAAGCACAUUAUACUCAAACUCAACUCAAUUAGCAGACAAAUCCAUUGUCUAAGAACAAGCUUAACUAUAAAGCACAAACAAUUUUAUAUCUAUAUGAAUUAAAGUAGCGCCUAGUGUACACAAACACCUCAGAUAGUCGAUUUACAAAUUAUACAAAUUAAAGCUAACUUUAGUGCACACAAGAAUGUUUUUGGUAAAUUAUAUUUUUGUUUUUUGUAGUCACACACACACACACACACACACACAGAAUUUUGUAGCCAUUUGAUUAUAUACAAUACUAAAUAUAUAAUUGCAUAUACAUGCUGUUUAUGCUGUAUGUGCAUUAGUUAA
Molecule: messenger RNA, 4031 nt
Organism: Drosophila busckii
Lineage: Eukaryota; Metazoa; Arthropoda; Insecta; Diptera; Drosophilidae
Gene: Nadsyn
Product: glutamine-dependent NAD(+) synthetase
Exons: 7
Coding region: 604-2961 (785 amino acids)
Biological process (GO): NAD+ biosynthetic process
Cellular component (GO): cytoplasm
Molecular function (GO): NAD+ synthase (glutamine-hydrolyzing) activity; ATP binding; glutaminase activity
Source: RefSeq, a predicted model, not a curated record